AUGCCUCCAAAUACAAAGGAAUUAGAGGCGGACAUCCAAGCGACAGGGAGGCUCUACGAAUAUGAGGCCCUGCCCCAGGAAACGCCGAACGUCGGGACGGGAUUCACGGACAAGGUCUACAAGAAGGACUACGUCUGGAGGAACAUCAUCCUCUUUGCCAUCCUUCAUGCUGCCACGCCCGUUGGGAUCUACAUCGGACUCACCAGGGCUUAUUACUCUACUAUUGUGUUCGGCUUACUUCUCGGUGUGGCAUCCUCAAUUGGAAUAACGGCCGGAGCUCAUCGCCUCUGGGCUCAUCGUAGCUACAAAGCGAAAUUCCCAUUUCGCCUUCUUCUCGCUUUUCUCGACACCUGCGAUAUCCAGAAUGACAUCUACGAAUGGAGUCGGGAUCAUCGACUGCAUCACAAGUUCAGCGAGACGGAUGCAGACCCUCACAACGCGAAGAGAGGAUUUUUCUUUGCCCACAUGGGAUGGCUUUUGGUCAGAAAGCACCCGGAGGUGAUCAGGAAGGGGAAGACUAUCGACUGCAGCGAUCUCCUCGAGGAUCCCAUCGUAUAUUACCAGAGGAAAUACUAUUUACCAUUGGCAUUGUCUUGCUGCUUCGUGUUCCCGGCAAUAACCCCUUGGCUGUUGUGGGGAGAAGAUCUCUAUGUUGCGUUCAUGUUUUGCUCCAUCGCUCGCUACUGCGUGUUUCUGAAUGGGACGUGGUUGGUGAACAGUGCAGCUCACCUUUGGGGACCUAAACCUUACGACAAGCGUAUCGGACCGGUGGAGCAGGUGAUCGUAGGAGGCCUGGCAUUCGGAGAGGGCUGGCACAACUACCACCACACCUUCCCCUGGGACUACAAGACCUCGGAGAUGCCCUGGUACCACGUGAACCUCACGGCGCUCAUCAUCGACAUNAUCGGACCGGUGGAGCAGGUGAUCGUAGGAGGCCUGGCAUUCGGAGAGGGCUGGCACAACUACCACCACACCUUCCCCUGGGACUACAAGACCUCGGAGAUGCCCUGGUACCACGUGAACCUCACGGCGCUCAUCAUCGACAUCGCCGCCUAUUUCGGCCAGGCCUAUGACCGCAAAUCGGUGGACUUGAAGAUCGUGGAGCAACGGGUGAGGAGGACCGGAGACGGCUCUCACUACAAGUGGGGCGACAAGGCCAAACGACAGGAGCAACAGUGGGACCCUCAUCCGACGGGCAUCAACCCCAAGCUUCUCAAAAUCCAUUAA
Darwinula stevensoni is the source of this 1227-nucleotide messenger RNA. The record is from the annotation of a GenBank genome assembly. Lineage: Eukaryota; Metazoa; Arthropoda; Ostracoda; Podocopida; Darwinulidae.